GCGAAAUUCAAGCGUGGUAAGGCGGUGGGGAAUUCAACGUCUUAGUAUUUUAGGGGAAACCUUUGCCAAAACUCCCUGGCGCUGAGCAUGUCGAAGUUUUUAGACGAUCUCAGCCAGCGGCUGGACUUCUCUAGCUGUGGGGAGGAGGGCAGCUGCAGUGACAACAGCUCCGAUGAUUGCACCUUCAGGUUCCAAAGUCCUAGGAUUCGAAGUCCCAGGAUUCAAAGUCCUAGAAUCCGCAUCCCCAGGAUCUGCAGCCCCAAGAUCGGCAGUCCCCGGAUCGGCAGUCCCAGCUCUACGUGCCGGAAGCCCAAGGUGCAACGCCACCGCAGCAGAAACGACACAAUAUGUUCCCCUUCGCAGUGUACUAGCCCCAUACCUUAUGCUUCCUGGAGGAAACUGAGGCUGUGUGACUCUCCCAGCACACCCAAAAGCUUACUAUCUAAGUCGUCCCAGCCUUGCUCCAGUACUAAGAUAUGUCGCCCUCUUAGGACCCUGCGUUUUGCCUCAUCUACUGCCGCUAACCACAUCAAAGCACCCCUGGUCAAUGUUAAUCCUUUCACCCCCGACACAGUCCGCAGGAACAGCGAGCCGCAGUGGAGGAACUGCGGUAGAAGUGAUGACGAUUAUGGACGCAGGAUUAAACACAGCCUAACGUCAUCUGAGGAGGAUGAUGAAGCCUUCCUCCCACCUAAGGCCCUCCGUCUGUUUAUCUGGCAGAGGCGAGCUGUCCAAGCCUUUAUGCUGUCACGCUAUGAGAGUGAGUUCCUGGAGCUGGAGUGCAUUGGUGUGGGCGAGUUUGGAGCAGUUUACAAGUGUGUGAAGAGGCUGGAUGGUUGUUUGUACGCCAUAAAAUGCUCUCGCCGACCCCUGGCAGGCUCUACCAAUGAGCAGUUGGCCUUAAAGGAAGUGUAUGCACAUGCUGUUCUUGGGCACCACCCACAUGUUGUUCGCUAUUAUUCAGCAUGGGCAGAAGAAGAUCACAUGAUUAUUCAGAAUGAAUACUGCAACGGUGGAAGUCUCAGUGAUGCCAUUGUGUCGAAGGAAGAGCAGGGUGAGCUUUUUACAGAGGAUGAGUUGAAGGAUCUGCUCUUACAAGUGUCCAUGGGGUUAAAGUACAUCCACAGCUCAGGCCUCGUGCACCUCGACAUCAAACCAAGUAAUAUAUUCAUUUGCCAGCGUCCCAGCACAAGUGCAUCAGGUGAAGGGGAGAGUGAGGAGGAAGAUUACCAAAACGCUUCAGGUGGAGUCGUCUACAAAAUUGGGGAUCUGGGUAAUGUGAACUCAACCAACAGUCCUCAAGUUGAGGAAGGGGACAGCCGCUUUCUGGCCAGUGAGGUCCUUCAAGAGGAUUACAGCCACCUGCCCAAGGCGGACAUUUUUGCUCUUGGCCUCACCAUUUUGCUGGCAGCCGGUGCUCCUCCACUCCCUCAAAAUGGAACCGACUGGCACAGACUUAGAAACGGAGAGCUUCCGAAACUGCCAAAGGAGCCAUCUGCUCCCUUCAGAGGCCUAAUUCAGUUGUUGCUGGAUCCAGACCUGUCAAAGCGGCCAUCUGCCAAGGAGCUGUGCAAGCACCCAUUCCUGAGAGAGGGGAGGACGGGAAAGGUGGCCGCUCGGCUACGCCAAGAGCUCAAUGUAGAGAAGUUCAGGACAGCCAUGCUUGAAAGAGAGCUCCAGGAGGCUCGUCAGGCUGUAUUGUCCCCCAAGCAGAACCUCCCUCCAGGGUUGAAACUCGCUGUAAAGGUGGGGCUCCCACCCAGAGCACAGAGGCUUAUUGGCGGGAACGCGCCACGAUCCAUCAGCUUUGGCUGCACAGGUUAUUGAAUCUAAUGGAAGGCCCACAUGCCAGUCCGAAAUUAGUCACUUUCAGCAACCAGGCUGUUGUAAAAGGAAACCAUGUCUCUCGGAUAAGGCAGGGUGACCCUCUCCCCAAACAGCAAAGACUUUAUUGAGACUAAUAUAAAUAAGUGGAUGGACAGUUUUAACUCACAUCUGGAUAUCAUUGGUUUUAAAGGACUAAUCAGACUGACUUAAACACUUCACAAAGUGAUUUUCUGGCAGUUGAAUUUUAAUUGGUGCAAUGUACUUUCUUUAGAACUGUAAAUAAACAUUUAAAUCUUUUAUCA
Messenger RNA from Notothenia coriiceps (black rockcod), 2129 nucleotides. RefSeq names its product WEE2 oocyte meiosis inhibiting kinase (gene wee2). Gene Ontology annotation, molecular function: non-membrane spanning protein tyrosine kinase activity; ATP binding; magnesium ion binding. Gene Ontology annotation, cellular component: nucleus; cytoplasm. The record is from RefSeq and is a predicted model, not a curated record. Bases 88 to 1827 code for a protein of 579 amino acids. Gene Ontology annotation, biological process: protein phosphorylation; regulation of meiosis I; mitotic cell cycle. The transcript has 12 exons. NCBI's taxonomy places the organism in Eukaryota, Metazoa, Chordata, Actinopteri, Perciformes, Nototheniidae.